AUGGCACAAUCGCCAAACUUUCCGCCCUCGAUGCUGGAUGCUGGCCACGGCGCGUCUGAUUCUGCCGCGACCACCACCCACCACAGCACGCAUCCCACCAGCCGUAGACUGUCCGCGGCGGAUGGCCCUGGGCCUGGGGGAGGGGCUCACAAGCGCUCGUCCCUACCUCCAGGCUUCCGGCCACUUGGCUCCCACCUUCAGCACCACACCGGGCAGUAUAAUGCCUCUCCGCUGCAGCGUGCCCUGACACCACCGCCGCCGGAUGCUCACUCCCAUCCCCUAGAUCCAAGCGACCCCGAACCUUUUCCCUCGGUCGAGUCGCUUGAGAGCGCGGGAUCUGGGCAGAAUUUCCACAUUUCAGGUUCAGGCUUACCCACGUCCGCAUCGUCCAACGACAACACGAGUCCGCUCCAACCUCACGCACACCCUUAUCGACAUUCACAGUCGUCCUCGUUUGGCAGCAAAUCGGAAGUUUUGGAGAUCUACUGCGCAUCAUGUGGUAGACCCUGGCUGCUCAGAAAUGCAUUUGCAUGCACCGAGUGCAUCUGUGGCGUCUGCAGCGACUGUGUUGGACAGAUCAUCAGCAGUCCCGUGGUCACUGUCCAACCAGGAUACGCGCCGAUGCGCCGCGGAUGCCCCCGCUGCGGAGUUUUGGGCGGGAAGUGGAAGCGAUUCCAACUUGAUUUUCGAUAA
Exophiala mesophila is the source of this 693-nucleotide messenger RNA. RefSeq lists its product as uncharacterized. The transcript has a single exon. The record is from RefSeq and is a predicted model, not a curated record. NCBI's taxonomy places the organism in Eukaryota, Fungi, Ascomycota, Eurotiomycetes, Chaetothyriales, Herpotrichiellaceae. Bases 1 to 693 code for a protein of 230 amino acids.